This is a messenger RNA of Rosa chinensis, 429 nucleotides long. Its product is annotated as transmembrane emp24 domain-containing protein p24delta9. Gene Ontology annotation, cellular component: COPII-coated ER to Golgi transport vesicle; endoplasmic reticulum; Golgi apparatus. Lineage: Eukaryota; Viridiplantae; Streptophyta; Magnoliopsida; Rosales; Rosaceae. The record is from RefSeq and is a predicted model, not a curated record. Bases 1 to 429 code for a protein of 142 amino acids. The transcript has 2 exons. Gene Ontology annotation, biological process: Golgi organization; intracellular protein transport; endoplasmic reticulum to Golgi vesicle-mediated transport.
AUGGUUGAAUUGCGUUUACUAGUAGCUGCUGCUGUGAUCCUAGGGUUUCUAUUCUCCACAUCCCAAUCUCUCCGCUUUGAGCUUCAAUCGGGUCACACCAAAUGCAUCGUCGAAGACAUGAAGGCCAAUGCCAUGACCGUCGGAAAGUACUCCGUCGUCAACCCUAAUGAAGGCCAGCCCUUGCCGCCCUCACACAAGCUCACCGUGACUUCGAGCUAUGGGAAUAGCCAUCGCUACUCAGAGCUUGUGGAAUCGGGUCAGUUUGCUUUUCAGGCGGUGGAGGCCGGAGACUACAUGGCGUGUUUCUGGGCGCCCGAUCACAAGCCCCCGACGACGUUGACCAUUGAGUUUGAUUGGAAGAUCGGUGUGGCGGCCAAGGGAAUGAACGCCGUGCUGGAAAUUUGCUCGGCUCUGGAAGAGUAUAGAUGA